Molecule: messenger RNA, 205 nt
Organism: Racocetra fulgida
Lineage: Eukaryota; Fungi; Glomeromycota; Glomeromycetes; Diversisporales; Gigasporaceae
Source: the annotation of a GenBank genome assembly
CUUAAUAAAUUCAUUGAAGCAAUUAUAAGUUCUGAUUUGAAGCAGUUGCCUGAAAAUGAACCGCUCCGAAGUUGGCACAUCAAUACCGAUACUAUCCCAUCCAUUGUGUUUAAUCAUUUUCCAUCUGAGUUCAAACAACUUCAUAUAAUUAAUGAUAAAUAUAGAUUUAUUCUUCCUGAUGAUGCUAAAAUUUGGUUUGAACUGA